CUUGCGUUGCAAUCGAUUUCCGGUCAAUAUGGCAGAUGUCAACACUGGAAAUCUGGCACCUGAUGUCACAGAAAGUAGCACACAAACCAUACAAUGGAAGUCUAUAUCGUUAACUCAUGUGGAAUAUCCAAAAGGAGAUUUGAUUGGAUAUGUUUUAGCAUGGUUUAGUCUGGUUCCAAUUUUUGUGUGUGUUGGCUUUGCUGCUCUCAUUAUUUUUAGACGUGAUUUACACACGAUUUCAUAUUUUAUUGGUAUAAUCCUGAAUGAAUUGUUGAAUUUAGUAUUAAAACAUGUAAUUAGGGAACACAGACCAUUGAGAGGCAGACAGACUUUAUUUACAGAAUAUGGAAUGCCAUCAAGCCAUGCACAGUUUGCCUGGUUCUUUUCCACAUAUAUGGUUUUCUUUUUAUUUAUAAGAGUAUACAGAAAUAGUAACUGGGUAGAUGAUUUAUGGAAAUACAUAACAAGUAUAGGUUGUUUUUUUGUAUCUUCUUUAGUCCUUUAUAGCAGGGUAUAUUUAGGUUAUCAUACAUUUUUCCAAGUAUCUUGUGGUGCUUUAAUGGGUGUAUUUCUAGGAGCUGUAUGGUUUGGUGUUGUACAAAUUAUUUUAACUCCUUUAUUUCCAACUUUAGCUGCUCAUCCUGUUGGAGAAUUUUUUAUGUUACGAGAUUCUACAUUAAUUCCUCAUGUCAUGUGGUUUGAAUAUACUUCAUCUAGAACUGAAGCCAGAAGUAGGCAAAGAAAAAUGACAUCCAGGAAAUCCCAAUAACAGCAAGUUUUUCAGAGGAAAACCAAAGAAUUAAAACCCAGACAAAGACAUUAUUAAGAAUGCAUUAGCAUGGAUGAUUUUAAGUCAAAGGUCAUAUUGUAUUGUUGUAUUUUUCAUGAAGGAUAUGUUUUUUUCUACAGUAGAUUCUGUUAUGUAUUUUGGAAUUGAUAUCUGCCAUAACCCCACUAAUACUAUUAUGUACUGGUUUAUACUGGUAACAUCAGGGCAUUGUUUGAAUAGCUUGUUUGAAGGUAUUUAUAUUUAUCAUAACAAUCAUUUAUAAAUUUGAUAAACACAUGAAAGAAGUAUCAAAUUAAGUUAAUAAAUGCUUUUCUUAGAAAUACAGUUCAUCAAAUUUACGGUUUUACAUUCAGGUCAGUAGAUUUUCUUUAAAAAAAAUGAGCAAUGUGAUUUUUUCCCCCUUUAAGGCCAUAAGUGUUCAAUCAUUAGUUUGCUUCUUCAAGGGUAUGUUGGACAAUCACUGUGCAAAUCCCUGUGUAUACUCAUGGCCAGUUUUGAGGUAUCUGUUGUUUCAACCCAUUUAACAGUUCAAUCAUAAACAGGGUGCAGAUGCAUCUUGGAGAAUAUGGCCAAUGUCUUUAUACUAAAACCUUCAAAUGGAAAGGAGAUAAUUAUUGUUUACUUCUGCAUUUAAAAACUUUUUGAGUUAUCUCCCAUUCUUUGGAUUGGAUUUAAAUGUAUUUGAAACUAAAAGAAAAAACAAAUUAAGUUCAAAUGUUCAAGGUCUUCAGGAAGGUCAAAGUGGUAUGCAAAUACCCUCAAACCGAUUUCCUGUAUGUCAAAUAUUGAGCCAGGUAUAAAGAGGAGGUUCUUGCAAUAAUCUGAAUAUCAUAUUAAACUACAUUGGCUAACAGUUGAACCCAAACAAGGUUGUAAAUGAAGUAAAACAAAGCACUAUGAUUCUCUAUUAAGACACAAAAUAUGAGAAAUUUAUUUUACUGUUUCCUUUAUAUAACAUAUAUUGAAAUAAUAUAUAAUAGUUUCUAAAUAAGUUUUUUAUAUCAGUUUGACCUAAAAGCAAAAUGUCAGAUGAUUUUCAAAACAUUUUAGUGCUAACUAUAAUGUUCAUCAGUAACUUUUGAUGAAAGACCGAAAAGUAAGUGUGGAGAAAAAAAGAAAUAGAAAGAGUUACUGUCAUAUCUAUCCUCCCAUUAAUUCUGUACUUUGUGAUAUCAUAUAAAAUUAAUUAGGAGUACAAAAAAUUAACCGAAUACAAUUGCAUCGAUCAUAGUAUGAAGAAUUUAAUUGAAUUGAAUGAUGAAUGUAUGUAGAAAAUCAUGGUAAAUUGACCAGUUUGCAUUAUGAUAUAUUAAAAUGACCAGUUCAUGUAUGUGUUCUUUUUAUAUUAUUUAAAAUGUUUUAAAUGUUGUGAUUCUUGAUACACUGCCAUUUAUUUUAAAUUAUGUGUCAUAAUUUUAAUAAUUCUGUAAUAAAAAAAAUAACAAGUGUCAUUAGA
Mytilus californianus (California mussel) is the source of this 2246-nucleotide messenger RNA. RefSeq names its product dolichyldiphosphatase 1-like. Gene Ontology annotation, biological process: lipid biosynthetic process; protein N-linked glycosylation. Gene Ontology annotation, molecular function: dolichyldiphosphatase activity. Bases 29 to 769 code for a protein of 246 amino acids. The transcript is spliced from 8 exons. Lineage: Eukaryota; Metazoa; Mollusca; Bivalvia; Mytilida; Mytilidae. Gene Ontology annotation, cellular component: endoplasmic reticulum membrane; intracellular membrane-bounded organelle. The record is from RefSeq and is a predicted model, not a curated record.